UUCAGACAUCACUCACAACCUAAUUAAACCACGACGCAAGUUCACAACGUCCAGAGGGGCAGGCACGACUCUGGUCCUGCGUUGCAUCUAGAGGUUAGCUGAAGCUAAGAUUCGAGAGUCCUGGGAGGUAUUGGAGCGAUCUAAGCCCAACACGUCGUACCCGCAAGUACAGCAGCGACGCCUCUGGUCAGUCGAGCGAAGGGAUUGAAGAGGAGAACACGAUAGCAUCGAGCAGCGACUUCGCCACGCGGACACCCAGCACGCCCACCAGAAUGGGCCCUAUAAAAGAGAACUCUUCCAAGCGAAAGGCGACGGAAGAACCAAACACCCCCUCCGACAGAAAGAGAAUCAAGACAAGCAGCGACUCGCCAGAGCCAACGCCGAAGAUAAGCAAGGCUCCAGCAAUUCCUUUCCCUGAGAAGCCCGCAGUUAUCGAGGAACGAAAUGGCGAGAUCGAAUUCCGCGUGGUCAACAAUGACAACCAACGAGAGAGUCUUAUUAUCCUUACAGGGCUCAAAUGUAUCUUUCAGAAGCAGCUUCCCAAGAUGCCCAAGGACUAUAUAGCCCGCCUGGUGUACGAUCGCACACAUUUGUCAAUGGCUAUUGUCAAAAAGCCCCUUGAGGUCGUUGGAGGAAUCACAUACCGCCCCUUCAAAGGUCGCAAGUUCGCUGAGAUCGUCUUCUGUGCCAUUUCCUCUGACCAGCAGGUCAAGGGCUAUGGAGCACAUCUCAUGUCCCACUUGAAAGAUUAUGUCAAAGCAACUUCCGACGUUAUGCAUUUCCUUACCUAUGCUGACAACUAUGCCAUCGGGUACUUCAAGAAACAAGGCUUCACCAAGGAUAUCACUCUCGACAAACCAGUUUGGAUGGGCUAUAUUAAGGAUUAUGAGGGCGGAACAAUAAUGCAAUGUUCGAUGCUCCCACGAGUGAGGUAUCUUGAGAUGGGCCGCAUGUUACUCAAGCAGAAGGAAGCCGUACACGCCAAGAUUCGGGCUUUCAGCAAGAGUCACCAAGUCCACCAACCACCAAGGGAGUGGAAGAAUGGCAUCUGCAAGAUCGAUCCGAUGUCUAUUCCAGCUAUUCGAGCAUCUGGCUGGUCCCGUGAUAUGGACGAGCUGGCUAGACAGCCUCGUCAUGGCCCUAACUACAGCCAACUUCUACACCUCUUAAACGAUAUGCAAAAUCACCAAUCCUCCUGGCCCUUCUUGACGCCCGUUAACAAGGACGAUGUGGCCGACUACUACGAAGUGAUCAAGGAACCCAUGGAUCUGUCCACCAUGGAGGUCAAGCUAGAAGCCGACAAUUACGCAACACCUGAAGACUUCAUCAGGGAUGCGAAGCUGAUCUUCGACAACUGCAGAAAGUACAAUAAUGAUACUACACCGUAUGCCAAGUGUGCCAACAAGUUGGAGAAGUACAUGUGGCAGCAGAUCAAGACCAUCCCCGAAUGGUCACAUUUGGAAUCUUAGAAGGACGGUAGAGGGAGAUGAUGGCGAUUUAGAGUUUUCGGCUUAUAUGGGAAUGGCGUUUGGCCGGGAACAUCUUUGGUUGGGUGGAAUUCACGUGGCGUUGGAGGGUUAGUCUGGCAUGGCGGUGAGCGGUAGGCGUUUAAUCCUCUGAAUGUAAAUGCCCUUCGCAAGACUCUCAACUGCUUUCCUGUG
Molecule: messenger RNA, 1661 nt
Organism: Hyaloscypha bicolor E
Lineage: Eukaryota; Fungi; Ascomycota; Leotiomycetes; Helotiales; Hyaloscyphaceae
Product: Bromodomain-containing protein
Exons: 3
Coding region: 273-1469 (398 amino acids)
Biological process (GO): positive regulation of transcription by RNA polymerase II; chromatin remodeling
Cellular component (GO): histone acetyltransferase complex
Molecular function (GO): histone H3 acetyltransferase activity; protein binding
Source: RefSeq, a predicted model, not a curated record